AUGUCACAGGAGACUGAACCAUGGAGGAAAGAAGCUCUGUGGGACGAGUUUGCCACGGUAAGGCUGCAGAAGCUGGAACAGCAGCGAAGGCUGUUAGAGGAGAAACAGCGACGAAAACGCCAAGAACCCCUGAUGGUUCAGGCCAACCCUGAUGCUUUCCUGUUGCCCCAGGGAUAUGGGUGGCGGAAAGAGCGCCUCGUGGGUGACACUGGUCUCGCGAACCCUUUCCUCCAGGAGCACAUGCCACAGACCGCUGUGCGCUCCCAAGCCCUCAGCAGUAUAACUACAGUGAGCUGCGGUGGAGAUGGCAGUGGCAAGCUCGCUACCCUUCUGUCGCCGACAGAAGACUGUCCAGAUUCAGACGUGGAGGAAGUCUUUGUAGAAGACGUUCCAGCCUCUCCACGGCCAUAUUAUAAAGAGCUUCAGGGCACUCGACGCUGGGGUUGGACCACCUGUCAACCUGGACUCAAACCGAAUGUGACUGAUCAGGACCGUGGAGACGCAGCUUCCAAGAAGCUGGGCAACGACUUCGAAGCGUAUGUGCUACGGCCAGCGAUGAAGGAGCAAAUAGUGCAGUGUCGCAUCUGCCGCGACAGGCGCGGCAUAGAUAAGGGCAUAUUCCCUUUCUACUACCUCUACCUGGAGGAGGCCAAUGGAGGUCAGCAAUUCCUCAUGGCAGGGCGGAAGAGGAAAGGGAGCAAAACUUCUAAUUACCUCAUCUCCUUGGAUCCCAUGGACCUGUCUCGGUAUGGGAGCAAAGUUGUGGGAAAAGUCAGAUCUAAUGUGUUGGGCACCAAAUUCACCAUCUUCGACAAUGGGGUAAACCCCGAAAGGAAUUUCCACUCGGAGCCAGAUCGGAUAAGGAAAGAGUUGGGGGCUGUAUGUUAUGAAACCAAUGUGUUGGGAAUUAAAGGACCCCGGAAAAUGACAGUGAUCAUUCCAGCAAUCGAUGCCCAGAACCAGAGAGUCAGCAUACAGUCACAAAAUGGUUCUCUAUUGGAUCAUCUCCAAAUGGGGGUCUACCAGAAACUGGUCCUGAUGCACAAUAAAGCCCCAUUUUGGAGCAAGGAGAACGGCGCCUAUAUGCUCAAUUUUCACGGUCGUGUUACUCGAGCUUCAGUCAAGAACUUUCAAAUAGUGUAUCCAGAUAACUCCAGCUACGUGGUGCUCCAGUUUGGCCGAGUGGCCCCAGACAUGUUCACCAUGGACUUUGCUUUCCCGCUUUGUCCGCUCCAGGCUUUUGCCAUCUGCUUGUCCAGUUUCGAUAGGAAACUGGCCUGUGAGUAA
Messenger RNA from Sorex fumeus (smoky shrew), 1287 nucleotides. RefSeq names its product TUB like protein 2 (gene TULP2). Bases 1 to 1287 code for a protein of 428 amino acids. The record is from RefSeq and is a predicted model, not a curated record. NCBI's taxonomy places the organism in Eukaryota, Metazoa, Chordata, Mammalia, Eulipotyphla, Soricidae. Gene Ontology annotation, biological process: protein localization to cilium. Gene Ontology annotation, cellular component: cilium. The transcript is spliced from 12 exons.